This is a messenger RNA of Malus domestica (apple), 559 nucleotides long. Lineage: Eukaryota; Viridiplantae; Streptophyta; Magnoliopsida; Rosales; Rosaceae. The record is from RefSeq and is a predicted model, not a curated record.
GCCCUAAUUAGCAAUGGCAAUGAGGUUACUGUCACUGCUGUUGGGUGUGCUACUACUAACUGGCUUUGCAGCGGCAGAUAGUAAAACUAUUGCUAUUAUACCUAGUCGUUAUAACAGUGCUUCCCUGAACAGAAGCAGUUUUCCAUCAGGCUUUGUAUUUGGUUCAGCUUCAGCAUCGUACCAAUAUGAAGGUGCAUGGAAUGAAGGUGGUAAAGGACCAAGCAUAUGGGAUAACUUCACCCACCAGUAUCCAGAAAAAAUCAUUGAUGGAAGCACUAGGGACGUGGCUGAUGAUCAAUACCACCGCUAUAAGGAAGAUGUAAAGAUUUUGAAGGUUAUGGGAUUGGAUGCUUAUAGGUUCUCUAUCUCAUGGUCUAGAUUGUUACCAAAUGGAAAGCUAAGUGGGGGUGUGAACAAGGAAGGAGUACAAUACUACAACAAUCUCCUCAAUGAACUCCUAAACAAAGGUGUAACGCCAUAUGCGACAAUCUUUCAUUGGGAUCUUCCUCAAGCUUUAGAAGAAGAAUAUGGUGGUUUCUUAAACCGUCAAAUUGUGUAA